Molecule: messenger RNA, 336 nt
Organism: Batrachochytrium dendrobatidis JAM81
Lineage: Eukaryota; Fungi; Chytridiomycota; Chytridiomycetes; Rhizophydiales
Product: ribosomal 60S subunit protein L30
Exons: 5
Coding region: 1-336 (111 amino acids)
Cellular component (GO): cytosolic large ribosomal subunit
Molecular function (GO): structural constituent of ribosome; RNA binding
Source: RefSeq, a predicted model, not a curated record
AUGGCACCAACCAAGAAGGGAAAGGCAAAGGGAUCAGAGACCAUCAACUCCAAGCUGGCACUUGUCAUGAAAAGUGGCAAGACCACUCUCGGAUACAAGUCUACUCUUGAGAGCCUGAGAAACGGAAAAUCCAAGCUCAUUAUCAUUUCUGGAAACUGCCCUCCCCUCCGCAAAUCUGAGAUUGAAUACUAUGCCAUGCUUUCCAAGACCAAUGUCCAUCAUUACUCUGGCAACAACAUCGAGCUUGGCACUGCCUGCGGAAAGUAUUUCCGUGUUGGAAGUCUUUCUAUCCUUGAUGCCGGUGAUUCAGACAUUAUUAGCGCUCCAUCCGAGUAG